GCUAAGUGUCAACACAACGUAAACACGUGCGAGCGGCGCUGGAUGAACAUGUGUGCUAUCAUUCAACCAUUUCGUAAGAUUUAUACGGAAUUAUAGUGAUUUUACAUUAUAGUCCGUUUACGGAAUCGCGAGCAGAAUGAAGUUCGCUUAUAAGUUUUCGAAUCUACUCGGAGCUGUCUACCGUCAAGGGAAUCUGAGUUUCUCCAAGGAUGGCAAUGCUGUAAUCAGUCCAGUUGGAAACAGAAUCUCCAUCUUUGACCUCAAAAACAACACAUCUGAGACUUUACCAGUCUCCACUGAUAAGAACAUCACAUGCGUGGGAAUCUCGCCGAAAGGGAACUUGGCAAUCGUGGUGGAUGAAGAUGGUGCAGCAUUGCUGGUUAGUCUCAUCACACGUGCUAUUCUUCAUCAUUUCCAUUUUCACAAACCUGUCAACAGCAUCUCCUUCUCACCUGACGGCAGGAAGUUUGUUGUCACUAAGGAGAAUGUGGCAUUGAUGUACCAUGCUCCUGGCAAGCAGCAGGAAUUUAACGCCUUUGUGUUAGACAAAAGUUACUACGGUCCCUAUGACGAAACAACUUGCAUCGACUGGACGGACGACUCCAAGUGUUUUGUGGUGGGCAGCAAGGACAUGUCCACGUGGGUGUUUGGCGCAGAGCGUUGGACAAACCUCAUUUAUUGCUCACUGGGCGGACACAAAGACGUCAUUGUGGGAUGUUUCUUUGAGAAAGACAGUCUGGAUCUGUACACAGUGAGCCAGGAUGGGGUUCUGUGUAUCUGGGAAAGCGACACCGAGCUGGACUCCCUCGUUUUGAAGAACAAACCCGAAAAACCGAAGAUGCCGAGACGGGGGCAAGACGAGGACGACGAGGAGGAGGACGAUGACGAGGAGGAAGAGAGAGAGGGAGAAGUCAUCAGAGGAAAAGCUGAAACGUCCAAAAGUAACGAGAAAACCAAGAAGGUCCGAUUCCAGCAUAUGAGCAAGCACUUUUUCAACAAAGAGAAUGACUUUACCAAACUGACGGCAGCCGCCUACCAUAAAGCCACGCACAUCCUGGUCACGGGUUUCGCCUCGGGAAUCUUCCACCUGCAUGAACUUCCCGAGUUUAACCUCAUCCACUCCCUCAGUAUAUCAAACCAGAGAAUUGCUUCGGUGGCUCUGAACUACUCCGGCGACUGGAUUGCCUUUGGCUGCUCGGGGAUGGGUCAGCUUCUGGUGUGGGAGUGGCAGAGCGAAUCGUACGUCUUCAAACAGCAGGGUCACUUUAACAACAUGGCGUCGCUGGCUUACUCGCCAGACGGACAGUACGUCGUCACGGGAGGAGACGAUGGCAAAGUUAAAGUUUGGAACACCAACACCUGCCUCUGCUUCGUCACCUUCACGGAGCACACCAGCAGCGUCUCUAAGGUGGCCUUCACCUCCAGUGGCUUCGUCGUGGUGAGCGCCUCUUUGGACGGGACCGUCAGAGCCUUUGACCUUCACAGGUACCGAAACUUCCGCACGUUCACGUCGCCUCGCCCGGCGCAGUUCUCUUCCCUUGCGGUCGAUGUCAGUGGCGAGCUGGUGAGCGCCGGGGCUCAGGAUUCCUUUGAGAUUUUCCUGUGGUCCAUGCAGACCGGAAGACUCCUGGAGAUUUUAGGUGGCCACCAGGGUCCCGUUAGCUGCUUGUCCUUCAGUCCGGUUCAGUCCAUCCUCGCCAGUGCCUCCUGGGAUCGGACCGUCCGAUUGUGGGACAUGAUGAACAGCUGGCAAGUGAAGGAGACGCUUCACCUCACCACUGACGCUUUGUCGGUGGCUUACCGCCCCGAUGGCCAUGAGUUGGCAGUGUCCACGCUGAAUGGAGAAAUCUCCUUCUGGAACCCCGACACGGCGACGCAGGUCGGCUCUGUGGCGGGACGUCACGACCUGGAGACGGGCCGCAAGGACACCGAUAAAGUCACCGCCAAGCAUUUGUCCAAGACCAAGUGCUUCACAUCUCUGUGUUACUCUGCUGACGGCGAGUCCAUCCUUUGCGGCGGCCAGUCCAAGUUUGUCUGCAUCUACAACGUCAACGCACAGAUGCUGUUGAAGAAAUUUGAGAUCUCCUGCAACUUGUCCUUUGACGCCAUGGAGGAGUUCCUGGACCGACGUAAGAUGACGGAGUUCGGCAGCCUGGCUCUGGUGGACGAGGGAGACGGCGACAAAGAUGGGGUCAACAUUAGUCUCCCUGGAGUGAGGAAGGGUGAUAUGAGCUCCCGACAUUUCAAGCCAGAGAUCCGAGUCAGCUCAUUGCACUUCUCUCCAACGGGGCGCAGCUGGGCAGCCACAACCACCGAGGGCCUGCUCAUCUACUCCCUGGACGCAACUUUGGUCUUUGACCCCUAUGACCUUGACCUGGACGUAACGCCGGCCAGCGUUCGCAAUCAGCUGCGGCAUCAGGAGUGGGCGGCCGCCAUCGUUCUGGCAUUCCGACUCAAUGAGAAGGCACUCAAACAGGAAGUGCUGGAGACCGUGCCGCACCAGCAGAUUUCGGUUGUUUGUGGCACACUCCCUGACGUUUAUGUGGAGAAGUUGCUGGAUUUUGUGGCAACGUGCUUGGAGAAGUCGGGCCAUUUGCAGUUCUACAUGACUUGGGCUCAGAGCCUGCUCAUGCUGCAUGGGCAAAAACUCAAGAACAGGUCAGGAGCUAUAUUGCCCACACUGCACGCUUUGCAGAAGAGCAUCCAGACACACCGGGACAACCUGACCAAACUGUGUGACUUCAACAUGUACAAUAUUCGCUAUGCUAUUGCCCUGUCCAAGCAAAGUGGCAUCAAGAGGCCAUUGGGGCAAGAGGAGGAGAACAACAGCCAGGGUGAUGAUGAUGCUGCUGCUGAUGAUGAUGAUGAUGAUGAUGAACAGGAGAUGAGACAAGCCUGUUUUGAUGAUGAAGAGAUGAUACUGUAGACUUUAUAUCACGGACACAAUUGUUAAAUCUUUUUCAUUUCUUUUUUUAAAAUAAAUAUUUCAUAUGUAUAUACAUAUAAA
Molecule: messenger RNA, 3007 nt
Organism: Syngnathus acus (greater pipefish)
Lineage: Eukaryota; Metazoa; Chordata; Actinopteri; Syngnathiformes; Syngnathidae
Gene: pwp2h
Product: PWP2 small subunit processome component
Exons: 21
Coding region: 137-2926 (929 amino acids)
Biological process (GO): maturation of SSU-rRNA from tricistronic rRNA transcript (SSU-rRNA, 5.8S rRNA, LSU-rRNA); ribosomal small subunit assembly
Cellular component (GO): Pwp2p-containing subcomplex of 90S preribosome; small-subunit processome
Molecular function (GO): protein binding
Source: RefSeq, a predicted model, not a curated record